GCUCUAAAGCACACCACACUUCCCUCAGAAGUACAUGUGUUUCUAAAAAUCUUUUGAAAUCAAGAGGAGAAAAACGAAGACGAGAAGAGAUGCGGGCAUACGUAGGGCCGGGAACGACGACCGGGAGGUGGCUGGGAUUGGUCACGGCGGUGUGGGUGCAGUGCAUCUCCGGCAACAACUACACCUUCUCCAACUACUCCGACGCCAUCAAGAACCUCAUGGGUCUCACCCAGCUCCAGCUCAACAACCUCUCCGUCGCCAAGGACGUCGGCAAGGCCUUCGGCCUUCUUGCCGGCCUUGCUUCAGACCGCGUCCCUACGUCGAUCCUCCUCUUGAUCGGCUCCGUUGAAGGACUCAUCGGUUAUGGCGCGCAAUGGCUUGUCGUCCGUGAGACCAUUGCCCCUCCGCCAUACUGGCAGAUGUGUGUGUACCUGUGUUUGGGUGGGAAUAGCACAACGUGGAUGAACACGGCGGUGCUGGUGACGUGCAUACGCAACUUCCGGCAAAAUCGAGGUCCGGUGUCAGGCCUUCUCAAGGGUUUCGUCGGUCUCAGCACCGCCAUCUUCACCGAUCUCUGUUCCGCACUUUUCGCCGACGAUCCGGCGAAGUUCCUUCUUAUGCUGGCCAUCGUCCCCUUCGCCGUGUGUUGCACGGCUAUGCUCUUCCUCCGUGAGUCCCCACCUUCCGUCUCGCCGUCGCCGGCCGCGAAAGAGGACGACGAGACCGAGACCAAGUACUUCAACAUCAUCAACGCUUUUGCUGUGGUGGUCGCCGUCUACCUCCUCUCCUUCGACAUGACUGGCGAGCACGGGCAGCUCCUUUCCAGGGCCUUCUCCAUCGUGCUAAUCAUCCUUCUCGCGCUUCCCGUGGCGAUCCCGAUCUAUAUCUGGUUCAAGGAAGCGAUAUCCAGAGCAAACCGCGCGCCAGAGCUCGAUCUCCAGGUUCGGAUCGAGGAGCCAUUGCUAAUCGAGAAGGAGAACGAGGAGGGAACGGAGAAGGCGGUGAUCAUUCCGGAAGGUGAUGAGAAAAGGCAACCGUCCAUCGGUGAGGAACACACGAUUUUCGAGGCAUUGAGGACCGUCGAUUUCUGGAUCCUCUUUGUGUCGUUCUUGUGUGGAGUGGGGACUGGGUUGGCAGUGAUGAACAACAUGGCCCAUAUGGGCCUUGCCGUGGGCUACGAUGACGUGUCCAUCUUCGUCUCUCUGACUUCCAUUUGGGGCUUCUUCGGUCGCAUCGCCUCCGGCUCCAUCUCGGAGUACUUCCUCAAGAAAAGCGCAACACCGCGAGCAAUAUGGAACGCGGCCUCACAAAUCUUGAUGGCAAUGGGAUACAUAGUAAUGGCCAUAGCCCCACCUGGAUCCCUCUACAUCGGCUCUAUUGUUGUCGGCUUAUGCUACGGUGUCCGGCUCUCCAUCACUGUCCCCAUGGCAUCUGAACUAUUUGGUCUCAAAUCCUAUGGUCUAAUCUACAACAUGAUCAUCCUCAACCUACCUCUCGGUUCCUUCCUCUUCUCCGGCCUCUUGGCCGGGUACUUAUACGAUGCUCAUGCAACCAAGAGUGCAUCUGGAGCAAAUACUUGCAUUGGUGCUCAUUGCUAUCGUCUUGUGUUUGUGAUUAUGGCCAUUGCAUGUGUGGUUGGGUUUGGUCUUGAUUUGAUUCUUGCUUUCCGAACUAAGAAGCUCUACAGGAGGAUUCACUCAAGCAAGGUCAAGAAGGCUUUGCAGCAGCCUAUCAAGUGCUGAGUUCAAUUCUGAUCCUCUGUUGCAUGAGUGUAGCAUAUGGUUAUUCUUUUUGCUGUAUUGUAUGCCAGUAUCAUUUAAAUGAUUUCAUUUUUAAGGAAAUCAUUUUGCUGUGUUGUAGUAUGAACUUCAAAAUCAUUGAAGGACUACAUUUUUUUUUUUCUAUGUCAA
Messenger RNA from Dioscorea cayenensis subsp. rotundata (Guinea yam), 1910 nucleotides. RefSeq names its product protein NUCLEAR FUSION DEFECTIVE 4-like. The record is from RefSeq and is a predicted model, not a curated record. The coding region runs from base 90 to 1742 and encodes 550 amino acids. Lineage: Eukaryota; Viridiplantae; Streptophyta; Magnoliopsida; Dioscoreales; Dioscoreaceae. Gene Ontology annotation, cellular component: membrane. The transcript is spliced from 3 exons.